Messenger RNA from Knipowitschia caucasica, 5610 nucleotides. NCBI's taxonomy places the organism in Eukaryota, Metazoa, Chordata, Actinopteri, Gobiiformes, Gobiidae. The record is from the annotation of a GenBank genome assembly.
AUGUCUGCGGUGUUUGAUGGAAGUGGGCUAAAAGCGGCGCAGAGCUCCCACAGUCACACACCACACACUGCCCUGAGUGCACAGGAGCUGUCACAGGAGAUCAAAUCAUUUAUCAAUGGUGUGGACAGUGUCCAUGGACGAAAGCUCAGUGUGAGAGAACAUGCCCGGUGUGCUGUGCGCCUGCUGCGCGCGGUCCCCGCGUGUCGCACCGCGGUACUGGAGCAUCUGAGAGGCGUCUAUGAUGAACAUGUGUCCGCCUUCCUGCUCCAGCUCGAGACGGAGGCAGAGGGAGGCUCUGCGACCAGCACAAAUCUCGAAGAUAUUAUCCAGGAAGUUCAUGGGGUCCUUUCUGAAUUCAUUCGUCUCAAUCCACGGGCCUGGGCUCCACUGGUUUCGACUUGGGCUGUAGACUUACUGGGGCAGUUGAGCAGUAAACAUGCAGGCCGCAGAGGUGCCCCUCACUCCUCCAGCCUGAAUGAGCUGCUGCAGCUGUGGAUGUCCUGUGCUGCCACACGCUCUCUUAUGGAGGCCUAUUCCCAGUGUUUGGCUGCUAUGCUGACCUGGUGUCCUGACGCCUGUGUAGAUGCACUCCUGGACACAUCUGUUCAACACUCGCCUCACUUUGACUGGGUUGUUGCCCACAUCGGCUCUGCUUUUCCAGGAACCAUCACCAGCAGAGUGUUGGCCUGUGGACUCAAAGAUUUCUGCUCUCAUAAAGAUCAAAGUGUGGUAGUGAUGGGAAUGGACAAAGGUGCUAAAGUCCCCAAAAUUGGCUCUGUGGUUGGAAUUCUUGGUCACCUGGCUGUGCACCAUUCUGACUGUAUCAGGAAGGAGCUUCUCCGGAUGUUCCAGGAAAGCUUAACCCCACCCAGCCCUCUGUCUCCAGAUUUAUCCGCCAGUUCCUGGGAGUCAUCUCCGCAACUCUGCCGAGCUGUAGUACCCUUCCUUUUGCAGCUGGCCGCCAUGUCUCCUGACCUGUUUGGGGCUGUGUCCUCAGAGCUGGUCGAGCUCUUACGGCCUCCUGUAUUGCUCCAACUUCACAGUAUGCUGCAGGGCCUUCCCAGGGAAGAGUUGGACAAUAUGGUAGGACUUGCUGUUCACCUCAUUAGCCAGAGUCCCACAGGGGGGGCACGAACCCUGCGCUUUAUUGCUGACUCUGCUACUCCAGCCUCCGUAAUUAUUUCUGGCCCUACCUGUUCUCCACACGAGGGAGUAAGGGAAGGGUGUGAUCGCCUGCUUCAAAUGUUGCUGCUCCAUCUACAUAAACUGGUUUAUAACCGUACAGAUGAAGGCACAUCUCGCUCCUCGAUCAUGUCUCAACCACAAAGAAAAAUUCCUUUUUUGGAGGAGCUUCAGUCCUUUGUGGGUGAACUAUGUGCUGAGACCCUACGCCUUGAGAGAAAACGACAUCUGUGGUUGCACCAGCUCCUCUGCCUGCUGUCCGUUUAUGGGGGUCCAAGUGUGGCCACCGAGGCUAUGUGUCAGCUCCUCACCCAGGCCCGAAACCCUGAAGAACUGGCCCUGGCCUGGCAGCUCCACAGCACACUAUCCCUGUGUAUGAUUGGACUUGCUCCUGCUGCCAUCACCCGCUCGGUCGCACAGAUACACACAAACACGCUCAAUCCACGACAGCUUCGACAACUGUUGCUUAACCUCACCGCUGUUAUCCGGAGCCAGGAGGAAGAAACACGAGGAGCAGCAGGACUCCACUGUUCCAUGUCGAUGCAGUUAGGAUCAGCAGUCUCUGAACACCUCCAUGAUUUUGGUCCUCUUCUUCUGCACGGUGACUCUGCGGUUUCCCACGCAGCAGUGCAGCUUUUAUCUUGCAGCCCACUCCCUCACACAUCUUCUCCAAGCCACCUGCUGCUGCUGUCACGUGCUGCAGUCACUUACUUCUUUUUGGCAUUGCGAAAAAGACAAGAGGGGCUAAUAGGGGGAAGAGAUAUUGGACUCACACGAGAGGCUGUAAAUUGCUCUGUGCUGCUGCUGUCGCGAUUUGCUGGUUACUCCCCUCUCACUCUCAAGUCCAUUCUUCAGCAGCUUGUAGAAGGAGCGCUGCACAAAGGAAAUGCAGAUCUGUUUGGAGGGCAAACGUGCGACAUAACUGAUGUACCAGCACCUUCCACAUCUGCGUCUUCAGACCACAGAACUUCACUUCUUAGCAUCAAUUGUCAGUUCAGCACCACAGCCAACUUCUCUGGAAGUGUGUGGUCUGUGUUUCAUGCUGGCGUGAUUGGAAAGGGAUUAAAAGUCAACUUUCCAACUAAAGUCCCUCAUCCUUCUGCAGCAAACCAGAACAUCCAGACUCUCAUUGCUGUCCUGGUGCAAUGCUGUAGCUCCUCGGGUCUCAGUGGCUCACGACCUUCUGACCUCGGGGAAUCUCCAACAAUCAAUGCAGAAGCCGCCAAAGUUGUAGCAGUCACAAUGGUUGAAAAUGUUUGCCCCGAUGUGUCCAAUAGUGAGCUGUCAUGGCCACCAGAAGAGCACGCUCGCACUACGGUAGAGAGGGAUAUCCACAUUCGUCGUUACUUUGAGGCCCAUCCGGUGCUAUUUCCUAUGCUUCAAGUGGUGGCAGCUGGACGCCCUGCUCUUUGCUACUGCUCUGCUGUGCUCCGAGGACUCCUCGCCACUCUGCUUGCACACUGGGAGGCGUCCCGUGAUGCUUCAUCCACAGACUCCCCUUGGCACCUUCAGGCCUCCAGCCUGCUUGUAUCCUGCAUGGGGGAAGUCAAAUGGGCGGAGUGUAGCGCGGUCAGCAAGAUGGCCGCCUUCACUGAGAGGAUGGCCCCGGUCCUGGCUUUUAUACUGUUUCUCAGUCUUGGGGGUGCAUGGGCUGUGGACAGAGGCAACUUUAAAACCUGUGACCAGAGUGCCUUUUGCAAGCGUCAGCGAGCAUUGAAGUCUGGGGAGUCUCCUUAUCGAGCCCUUCUGGAGACCAUGGAGUUAACCAACACCAGACUAACCCUACAGCUCAUAAAUGAUAACAAUAAGGUGCGUCUGUUGUUAGAGCUGUACCGUCUCCAGGGAAACAUGACAAGGGUGAAGAUUAAUGAGCUGAAGCCUCUCAAGCCGCGCUACGAGGUCCCAGAUGUCCUCAUCAAAGAGCCUCCCACUGAGCCCCUGGCUCUCUUAUCCCAAGAUGAGAACGGGGUGGUGCUGUCCCUGGGGGCAGAGUCCCAGCGGGUGAUUGUCAGCGUUCGGCCCUUUCGUCUGGACAUCAUGGAAGGGCAUGAUGUGGUGAUGUCACUCAACUCCCGUGGGCUGUUGGCUUUCGAGCACUUGAGGAUGCGGAAGGACACUUUCUCCUAUAAAGUAACUAGCACAGUGGCUAGUGUGUGGGAUAAUGUCAAGAGGGUUUUCUCUAGUCAAGCGGAAGCCGAUGCAGAGAAGAAAGAGGAUGAUCCGGCAAACCAGCCAGAGGAAGCAAAAGAAGAGGAUGACAAAGUAGAGGGCAUGUGGGAGGAAACAUUUAAGUCUCACACCGACACCAAACCGAAUGGUCCCUCAGCUGUGAGUUUAGACUUUUCUUUGCCUGAAGUGGAACAUGUGUACGGCAUUCCCGAACAUGCAGAUAACUUAAAGCUUAAAACCACAGAAAACGGAGAUCCAUAUCGGCUUUAUAACUUGGACGUUUUCCAGUACGAGCUUUAUAAUCCUAUGGCUCUCUACGGGGCCGUCCCAGUCAUGUUGGCCCACAACGCGCAGAGGACCACCGGGAUCUUCUGGCUCAAUGCUGCAGAGACGUGGGUGGACAUCAGCUCCAAUACAGCUGGAAAGACCGUUUUUGGAAAGAUGCUGGAUUAUGUGCAGGGAUCCAGUGAGAAGCCCCAAACCGACGUGCGUUGGAUAUCUGAGAGCGGGAUAAUCGAUGUCUUCAUAAUGCUUGGACCAACACCCAAAGAUGUGUUUUCCCAAUAUGCCUCGCUCACUGGCACACAGGCGUUUCCUCCUAUUGCUGCUCUGGCUUAUCACCAGUGUCGGUGGAACUAUAAUGACCAGGAGGAUGUGAAGAACGUUGAUGCUGGCUUUGAUGAACACGACAUCCCCUAUGAUUACAUUUGGCUUGAUAUUGAGCACACUGAUGGAAAGCGCUACUUUACCUGGGAUCCCCACAAGUUUUCCAAUCCUAAAGAGAUGCUACAGGGUAUCAAGGACAAGAAACGCAAGAUGGUAGCCAUCGUUGACCCACACAUCAAAGUUGACAGCAACUACAAGAUCCAUAAUGAAAUCCAGUCAAAAGGAUUCUAUAUUAAAAACAAGGAUGGGGGAGACUACGAGGGCUGGUGUUGGCCAGGUAGUGCUGGUUAUCCAGACUUCACCCGUGCAGACAUGAGGGCCUGGUGGGCGAGCAUGUUUGCUUAUGAUCAAUAUGAAGGAAGUAUGGAAAAUCUCUACACAUGGAAUGACAUGAACGAGCCGUCUGUUUUUAAUGGACCUGAGGUCACGAUGCACAAAGACGCCAAGCAUGGAGACUGGGAGCAUCGUGACGUUCAUAACUUAUACGGGCUCUAUGUGCAAAUGGCAACAGCAGAAGGUCUGAUCCAGCGAUCUGGAGGUGUUGAGCGUCCAUUUGUCCUCACCAGAGCUUUCUUUGCCGGAUCUCAACGCUUUGGUGCUGUGUGGACCGGCGAUAAUGCAGCUGAGUGGGAUCAUCUCAAGAUCUCUAUCCCAAUGUGCCUGAGUCUUGGUUUAGUGGGAAUCUCUUUCUGUGGAGCUGAUGUGGGAGGCUUCUUCAAGUCCCCCAACGCUGAGCUUCUAGUACGUUGGUACCAAACAGGAGCUUACCAGCCCUUCUUCAGAGCGCACGCUCACCUGGACACUCCGCGUCGGGAGCCGUGGCUCUUUGGUCCUGAGAACACGGCUCUGAUCCGUGACGCAGUGCGUCAGCGCUACUCUCUGCUGCCAUACUGGUACCAGCAGUUCUACCAUGCUCACCUGAGCGGGGAUCCCAUCAUGAGACCAUUGUGGGUGGAGUAUCCUCAAGAUCCAGCCACCUUUGCCAUUGAUGAUGAGUUUCUUAUUGGAAAAGACUUGUUGGUGCAUCCGGUGACUGAGGAGGGAUCUAGAGCAGUUAGUGCAUAUCUGCCAGGGAAAAACGAGCUUUGGUAUGACGUCCUAACUUUCCAGAAACACAACGGUGGCCAAAGUCUUUACAUUCCUGUUACUAUGAGCACUAUUCCAGUGUUCCAGCGCGGCGGUUCAAUUAUUCCCAGGAAGCUCCGUGUUCGCAGAUCAUCUACCUGUAUGGAAAAUGACCCUUACACUUUAUACGUUGCUUUAAAUCUACAGAGAGCUGCUGAGGGUGAACUUUACAUUGACGAUGGCCACACAUUUGGCUAUCAGAAGAACCAGUUUAUCCACAGAAGACUGGCAUUUUCCAACAAUGUCCUCUCCUCUGUAAACUUGAAUUCAGCUGUCCAGUUCCCUACUUCGUCUUGGGUUGAGCGUGUGGUUAUUAUUGGUGCCAGUAAACCCAGCAAGGUGAUGCUUCAGACCGCCGAUGGCCAGGAGAGCAGUGUGGAGUUUGACUUUGACGCCUCCAUGUCAGUGUUGACGCUGCGCAAACCGGGAAUGAACGUCGGGGACGACUGGAGAGUGACGAUGCAGUAA